UCAUGGUUGCUGACAGGUGCUUGCAGAGGGAGGAAAAUAUUAUGAAAAUGUCGUUUUUACCAAAUGUACUUAAUGUCUAAACACACGUUUUAAAGAAAUGUUUAUCCCUUCAUUAAUAUGGACUGCAGCCUACGUGAUAUUCUCCUUAUGGCUCUCUAUGAGAAUCUUGGCUCUAAUCCUGCAUUUUUUAAUUAAAAAGAAGACUGGAAUACUUGUUAAAAUAUCCAGGGUUGGGUUGGGAGCCUUCCAUAACAUUCACAUUGGCAUCAAACAGGGACUGCAAGUGGAAAUUGAUAAAGUCUGGCUAUCCAGUAGUUACCUAAAUGAUGCAGUCCGUCAGCCUCUGGUUUUGUGUAUGGGGGAGGUCCGUAUCCAGGCUAACACUGAGGGGAGCCAUGAGCGUGCCCAGCACCUCCCACCCACCAAACCUCGGGACCGCAAUAAGAUCUUUGCCCUACCAAAACUAGCUACAUACCUUCAGCACUUUGGUAUUCGUGUGGACAGCCUGACGGUGAUGCUGCUAAAGACAAUGAUUGCAGACUGUCUCAUCCACGUGGAGGGCCAGACACUUGGGCUCGAUAUAUCAUGUGUGGAUGACAGCCUGCAGCUUAUAGUGAAUGCUGGAAGUGUGACCUGUCGAGCUCUCAGAAGUGUUGCCCAGACAGAGGAAGUGGGGAAGAAGGACAAGGGACCGUGUCUGGCCGAGAUGUCCUUCAGUCUCUACACAGAUCUCAGUGUAUACAGGAACAAUAUACGCAGACUCAAGAGUUCAAGGCUGCUCAUAAAUAAACCAGAGAUAAUGCUCACGGAAGGCCUUUUGUCUGGAACCCAUUACCUCAAGAAAGAUCCAACAGAAAUCAUAACCAGUCAUCCAAAUACAGAAGAGGCAGCACAAGUGACGUCAUCUCGUCUAGACUUACUACCAGAGGAGUUUGGGAUGGACGUAACUGAGGUGAAUGUCACCAUUGUCCGGGAAAACACACAGAGAUCACUAGGAGUUAAAAUCAAGACAUUUCACAUUGAUCUCUUCAAUGAGUUCAAGGCAGAUAGUUCUCAUGAAAUCUCCUGCACAUUCCUUAUUGAAGAUUUCACUACAAAAUCUCAACAGGCUAGAUUUGCAGAAUUACUCAAGCUUGAAUUCAAAUCAAUGGUAAACAGUGAGGAGGUUCGUGUGCGGAGUCUUGUGGAGAGCGCAUACUUCCACUAUCACCAUGAUGAGGUGCAAUACUGGAUUCUUGUGAUUGCACAAUUCUUGCAGAAGGGAGACAACUCUCAGGUUAAUGCAGUCAACACGCAGUCACCUCCCUUGAAAAGACAACAAAGCAGUGGUUUGUCUCAGCUUGUGGAGGAGAAGCAGCUGACUGUGGAUGUGGAGCUGUCAAACAUCUCCACCGCAUUCUCCACAGCCUCCUGUCCUGGCCUGGUACUCGGCGUUUCCAAUGUCUCCAAACAUAUCACUGUCAAACCUGGAACCAGAUCUACAGAAUCCCCUGCAUCCUGGCUCCAGUCACAUGAUGUCUCUAUAGAGAUGGAACUGAACACCCUGUAUUGUACGAAUGCUGAGAGCAAAACCUCUCUCUCAGAUCUAAAUGGCAAAACACACUUCUGGAAACAUGUCGCAUAUGUUAACAUGCUCAUGAUAAAGGUUAAUAGACUGGGACAGGAUUUGCGCAUUCAAGGCAUGGUGGACAAUUUACACGUUGAAUGGUCUUCAGAAACUGUAGGCAUUAUUAUAGCCUUGCUUACUGCCCUGGCAAAGGCAAAAAUCUCGGCCCCUCGUAGGCUCUCAAAUGCAGCUUUCCGAAGCAGGCACGAGAACAUGAACAUCCCCGUGCAAGAAGACAGAUGGUACCACAACCUCAACCUCAUCAUGAAGUUUGAUAUCUCAAACACAAACUUAUUCAUGUGCAAUAAUUAUAACGUAUGUCUGAUGUUGAGGGUUGACAGUGCUGGUAUGCAGUACAGACAGGGUCAGGCGCUGGUCACCAUAGAGGGAACCAAACUCAAGUACCUGCCCAUGGACAACCAGCAUAUAAGCCUUGUGCGCUCCUGUGAUAUAGUCUCCCCGGCCGCAAGCCUUCAGGAGAUCCGGAUCAAGUACCAAGUUUCACAAAAGGAGGGGACUGUGCAGCUAUCCAAGGAACUGACUUUUGAUUGGACAACAGCCUGUCACAUGUGCAUUAUCCAGGCAAUAGAAGAUGUGGCAGAAUUGAAAAAUAAACUGAGAGGUGAGGAAGUAGCUCCACCUACAGUCUCCCAGCCCCAGCUAUCCAAGCAGAACAACAGCCUGGCCUUGACAAUCAUGGUGACUACAGAGGUCAAGGUCAAACUACAACUGUCAUCCAACCACAGUGUAACUAUUGUUCUGGACAACAUCCUGGCCUCCCUCAGCCAGGAGGAGCUGGUUACUGAGGUGACCACUCUUUCUAUCUUCUGUGAUGAGGAACGGGUCUUCUGCUUUCAGGGCCUGCUCUUUGGAACAUUACCUGAUGCUCACCUUAAACAUGAGCGGAAAAACUUCAAAGACCUUACUCUACAAACCAACAGGGCAUGGAAUAUCUCCAUUGAUGUUCUCAACAUCUUGUUUCCCUACAAUUUUGACUUCUCUGCCGUAUUUGAAGAGUUUGUGAAUUUCCAAAAGUGGUUGAAGCUGGUUCACAAGGUGAAGAAGCGACCUUUCACAGUGGACAGCAAACUGCCCCCUGACCUUCAGAUCAAGGUCAAGACAUUCAAGUUGGAGAUUGGAGAUGACCCAUUCGAGGUGAAGCUGGGAGACAACCAUGAGCUCAUGAAGGAUGAGUAUCUCGAGAGUGAGAAACGACGCACCGUCCUCGACCAGAAGGUCCAAAACCUCAAGAAGGGUUACGGCAUAAUUCCGGCCCACAAGAUAGAGGAGGUAUAUGCGUCGCUGGGGAAGACAGGCAGUGACAUCUACAUCCAGCGUUCCCGGCAGCUCUACCAGAUAACACCGCUCCGUACCAAACUGUUCACAUGGUGUAUGGACUCUUUGGAGAUUGUUGCCCUGGCGGACACGUCAAUACAUGGCAAGGAGAAUGUGGUUGCCAACAUGAGGGAAAUUGAUCCUGAUAGCCCAUACCCUGAUGAAGGCCUUGACUUUACGACCCUGUGGUGCCGAUACGUGAAUUUGAGUGUGAAAACAUGGACGUUCCAGUUUCGGGACUACCCCCAGCUGGCGCUCGAUAUCAAGGACAUGACGGUCUGGGGACGCCUCAUUGGCUCGGAGAUAGAGGGUGCUAGGAGAGCAAAGCGUCACUGUGUUGUGGAGGUGGCUGAGCCGUGGGGCAACACAACAGUAGAGAGAAACCUGCCUGCUCUCAAGUUCACACAUGACUUCAGCUCCGAUGUUGAAUCAUGUGAGAUGACAAACGGUGCAUGCUGGGAGCCAGUAGUGGCCCAGUACAACUUGGCCCUUGACCUGAUCAACAAGGCAUCUGUGGACCCAUCCAACCCCAUGCCGUGGUGGGACAAGAUCCGACUCCUGCUCCAUGGGAGACUCACAAUGACUGUUGUGCAUAUGAGCUGGCUCUACCAUGCAUCGUUUGACCCAUACAACACCACUGAACUCAUGGACUGGACAUGGUCAGAUCUUGUCAUGGACUGGACAAACAUGAAGUUCCUAUUGAAGGGUGACCUGGACAUCUAUGCAAGGACUGCAUCUAAGUAUGACGACUGUAAACUGCUUCAUCUCCCCAACCUCAAGUUCUGUGCAAAGAUAGACUGGUUAUCCCUUGGAGACCCAAAUGACCACCACCUGGUGAUGCCGUGUGCCCCGGACAAGGUGCCAGACUAUUCACUUGAGGAACAUGACUCAUACAGGGCUUUCAGAUCUCAAAACCUGAACUUGAGCAUCUCGUUAGAGACAUCUCGCAGGAGAGAUCCGCGGGGCGGGAAACCAAUUGGACUCUUCUACGCUAGCACUCUCAGGUUCAUGGAGAAGAUUGGGCUGUGCCUGGCUAGUGUCACACGGCCAGUGAGGCGUGGGAAGAUGUUUGACAAUACGAAGAUUCGCAAGCCUACACUGAGUCGCCAUUACAAGUAUGCCCAGAUGUCUGUCAACUUCCACCAGUUUGACGUCCACUACUGGAUGUCCUUCUCCCGCCAGCAUGGAGCCAAGUUUUCCACCAAUUCCUUCGUGCUAGAAUUGCGGAAUGAGCUGACGCUGCGGCCAGUAGAGGAUGGGUUGAUACACCGGCCAAGCGCUGACUGGAGUGUGAUAUACCUUAACUGUCUCCUCUCUGGCACCAAGACAUGGCUGUGCAGCUCUCAAGUCCGACACCAGGACGAGCUGGACAUGUCAACUGCAGGCCGGCCUGUCAUGGAAAGCUUCUUCCUCAGUGUUUCCAAGGUUUCAUACCAAAGGUCAUCAACAGAUAAAAGUGAAAUCCCUGACCUUCAAGCCACAAAGACCCCCACCCACAACCUGCAGGUGUAUGACAUGCGGGGCUUGUGGAACAAGGAGAACCGUACCGUGCUCAUUGGGCUCUACGACAGCUACAUGAAAGCCCAGUCGCUCAAGCGGAACCUCUCAGCUGAGGCCCUCAAAGGAUUCAAGAUCGAGGGUAGUGGAAGUGCAUCUAAUGCAAAGUUUCCCCAACGUGGGUCAAACCUGCACCUGGAUGAGAUGGAAGUUGCCACGCCCAGCCCCUCCAGCAAGAUGCAGGCCGGACACGCCCACUCCAUGCUCAUGAAACUAGUUGCAGAGUCUGAUAGCAAGUCUGUAGCCUUUACUGAGGAGCCAUCCAGUACAAACAUGGACCAGCUCCAGGGUGUAGCUGCCUGUCAGGGAGACGACAUUGUGCAGAAAAACUGGCUUAUUGAGUUGCACAACAGCCAGAUCUUUGUGAAGGGUUGUGAGACGCAGGGGUUUUUGAUUGUGAGUGCGGCAAAGGCCAAGGUGCUCUCAUGCAGCCACAUGCCUGUCUGGGUGCGUGACAACCAGCUCCGCAGUAAAGACACAUGGUCAGGAUCGUUGGAUUGCAUGCAGUACUAUGCUACAGUUGACCCUGGCCCAGAGUUUACAGAUGACACAAUCCCAUGGUUGUCAAAAGCUCAUGUGGAGGACCGCUCUGAGCCAGAUCCAACCAGUCUGCAGGAGAUGGCAGGCAGCGGCCACAGUGUGGGCGGCAUCAUCAACACAUGUUAUGCAGGGGCACAUAAGUCCAAGUCCAUCCAGAUGCAGAGGAUCAUCUCCCGGUGCAAGUGCCAGUUUUUCUACGUGAACUACGGGGAGGCAGACCCACUGUUGCUUCAGGAGGUUCCCCCACCGCCAUCAGAUGAUGCUGACAUGAUGCAGAGAGAUGAGGGCGUUGACACGCUGACACUGCUUCACCAUGAUCUUAAUGUCUGUACAAACCAUCUGCAGCAUGACAUGAUCAUCGACAUUGUGAACAACCUUUUACUGCAUGUAGAACUGAAGAAAAAGGAGGUGACAGAGAAGUUACAGAGCAUGAGGUUCCAGCUACAGCUCUCCCGAGUGGAGGAUCAAAAGACUCCUAUCCUCUCUCUGCAGGAGAGUGUCAGGCAGCACAGUGAGAGGUACCGGUUCUAUGAGAAGGAGCUGUUUCUUGUGCUCAAGGCCCUUGAAGAGGAGGAAAAUGAAAAUUACCUUGAAGAGUUGAAGGAAGACCAGGAGACGCUGCAGAUGCGGCUGCGACAGUGCAAGGACAAGAUGACCAUGCUUAACGAGGAACUGUCCAUCCGCAUCAGCUGCUUCAAGGAGAGCCAGCUGCAGGGUCAGGCUUCCACACAGAAGGCCCAGACCCAGCAGGCGUACGUCAUACGCAGGAACGAGGUCUGCUUCAAGUUCGCCCAGUGGAGGCUCACAGAGCCAGACGGUCAGGUCGGGAUUUCAGAUCUGGCCUUGAGGAACUUUGUGUACACGAAGGUGAACAGGGACAAUGAUACAUGGAGCCACCAGGUGGAGCUUGGCUGGGUCAAGGUCACCAACCUUCUGCCCAAUACAAUCUACAAGGAUGUGAUAGUGCCGCGGGAACUGCCGAGUGGGGAUGACAACAGGAGAAUGACACUCAGGGUGCUGUGUACAGAGAGGCCUCCUGUUGGUGGUAUAGCGGUGAAAGAACACUUUGAGGUGAACCUAGUGCCCCUGCAGAUUCAGAUGACCCACCAGUACUUCAAAAAGAUCAUGGAGUUCUUCUUCCCAGACAAGGACAUAGACAAGGAGGAUGCAGAUGAUGACAUGGAUGGGGCGAGUUCAAGCAAAUCAUUUACUCGUUCGGACAAGAGAGCGUCCCAGCGAAGCAGUAAGGAGCUGAAACGUUCACCGUCCAUCACAGCUACUGACGACAUUGACAAGAUGAAGGAGAGAGCUGCAAACAACAACACUUUCCUGUAUAUCAAGGUUCCAGAGGUCCAGACACGCUUCUCAUAUAAGGGAGAGAAGGAGAAGAAUAUUAUAGAUGUACACGACUUCAGCCUGGUGCUGCCCACCCUGGAGUACCACAACUGUAUCUGGACAUGGUUCGACCUCCUCAUGGCCAUGAAGAACGACAGCAAGAAAGUCCUUAUCUCACAGGCCAUCAAGCAGAAGCUGCACAUGCGUACACGUAUCGGGGAGGAGGCGCCGGUCACAGAUGUUCAGCAGGAGGAAGACAAGGCCAAGAUGCUGCUUGGAGCCAAACUACUGACCCCACAAGAAAAGCCUGCUAAGAAGACUUUGUUUGGAAAACUUCAGAAGUAAUGGUGGUAACUUCACUAGCGAGAGAGUGUUCAGUGAGCUUACAGAUCUCUUGGUGCUUCAUAAUAGUCUUCAGGAAUGCAAAAGCUUACAGUAAAUGCAUAAUCUAUCAGGACAUAAAGACAAAGGGUACAAUGAAAUGAAGCUGCUUUUUAAAAUAAAAAAAAUAAAAUAAAAAAAGAGAGAAUAGUUUGGUGUAUGAGGAAAAAACAAAAGGCAUUACUGUAAAAUUCUAAAGAGAUUCUAUGAAGAGUUUGUUUUAUGUAAAUAAUUGCCAUGUAACCACUGCUUGUGUUAUACAUGUAUGUGUUAGUCAAUAAAUUACAGUAACAUAAUAAUUAAGUGCAAUAAUUUUCUUACAUACUUAUAUGUUAUGGGGGUUUGCUAUUUUAUAAUCCUGAUAGUGCUUAUCAUUGUGUGUGUAAUUAUUUUGUUAACAGUGCUCUCUUAUAGAUUGGCAACAAUAUUAUUUCAAGGACAAUGAAGAGUUCAAGAUUUACUAUGAAUUCAAAUAUUAAACAUAAAAACAUGACUUUAUUUCAAGAAAACGGUGGAGAGCUACAGCUGAAAAACUCGAUUUGGGGAUUUAUGAAUUUGCAACCAUAUAAAGAAAUUACAUUUAAUUUCAGCUAACUUUGUAAGUUUUUAACAAAGUGCUAAAGUUUACUGUUCAGAUUUCUUUUAAAAAAAAUUCUGCUAUCUACUCUUCUGCUGGUAAAUGUUUUCUUGGAUACUUUACCUUGGCAUAAAUAUUUAUUAUUAUUUGAGUCAAGUUGCCUGUUAACCUUAUCAGCACUGAUGGGGUGAUUUAUUUCAACUAUAGCAGGAGCACCUGCAGGAUUGUCAUGUGAUAGCAACAAUUUAUUGUCAGCUGAACAUAACUAAUGCAGUUCAAAGUUGAAGACUUCAAAAACAAAAAAUGUAUUUAAUGUAAAAUAUUUAUAGAAAACAUUCUUCUAAAAAGUUGCUGUUUGCCAAUCUGUGAGUGAGUUUUAUGUUUGAUAUUCCAUGAUAUUUUUUAUUAUUUUAGCUUCAUAGACUCAAAGCUUAAAGGUGCACACUUCCCAAAAAGAUCUAACACAUUCAAUACAAAUGUUUAAAUAUUCCAAAAUAGAUAAAUAAAUGUCAAAAGCAAUGGUUAUUAUGGAGGAUACCGAGUUUAAUUUGAAAGAAAUGUGUAUAAAACACAGUGUUUCUACUUUAUGAGAUGAUAGUGGAUCAUAAAAAAUCUUUUAGCAUUCACCAAUCAUUUAAUAUACGGUAUUUGCGUUUCUUUCUAUUUAAUACACGGUUUCAAUCUUGUUAUCAGUAAUUAAUGUUUUCUAUAAAUGCAUAAUUUAGUAAGAAGUUAAAGGUUUAGCACUCAAAAUUUAUGUUUGUUAUACAUGUGUAUGUAUUGAUUUUGAAUAAGAGUCUCACUUUAACCUGUAUCAAGUUUUGUGUUUUAACAUCAUACAAUAAUUUAUUUUAUAGACUAGCAGAUAGCUACUCCGAAAAUUUUAAAUGUGUGUGUUGUCUAUUUAUUUUCCCACAGUUUGUAAAUAUGUGUUCUGAUAUUUCUAUUACCUGGUCCGAAGAUAUUUCUCUGUUUCUGUGUUAAAUUGUUUAUUUAUUUAUUAAUUGCAUAUAAAUUUUACCAUUAAUUUUCAAUUGUGCAACUGUCAGAUAUUAAUAAAAUUCAAUGCAAAA
This is a messenger RNA of Mya arenaria, 8404 nucleotides long. RefSeq names its product protein hobbit-like. Bases 98 to 6718 code for a protein of 2206 amino acids. NCBI's taxonomy places the organism in Eukaryota, Metazoa, Mollusca, Bivalvia, Myida, Myidae. The record is from RefSeq and is a predicted model, not a curated record. The transcript is spliced from 51 exons.